This is a messenger RNA of Cooperia oncophora, 288 nucleotides long. Lineage: Eukaryota; Metazoa; Nematoda; Chromadorea; Rhabditida; Trichostrongylidae. The record is from the annotation of a GenBank genome assembly.
GCGAUUUUUUAUUGAUUGAUCGGAACUCGUUCGAGAUUCGCGAACGACACAACCGUGGCGGAUUCUAUGGCUUUGGUGGUGACUUUUCGUUUCAGACGAGACGUAAUCUGUUGAUUGCCUGUGAAUGGGGACAUCCGCGACUGUUUCGCGGUGGUUUCACGCGCAGCGACAUCGAGAAUGUUUCUGGAACAUUUGGCAGUCAACUGCAUGUAUGGCAGAUUUCUCCGAGCAUAUUACAGGAGAGCAUAGAGCUUGGUGCAUUUGACGGAUGUCUUACUACUACCGUCC